GUGAGUAUAAGUGUACCUGUAUUGAUUAAAUUAUAGGACAGGUAAGCAACUUUCUCUUUCAAAACUCGCAAUGCAGAAAUGGAAUUCAUGAUUUAAUAAAAAAAGUUUGACGUACAAUGGAGGUAUCCGGUAAAAAAAUCCAGACAGAUGCCUCUGUCCUGGACACGACGUUCUGCCAGCCCUGCUCCCAGGAAGGGGAAACCCUGCCAGCCGAGGCCUACUGUACUGUCUGCAGGGAGUUCAUGUGCUCUGUUUGCACAAAUGUUCACAAGAAACAGAAAAUGUCGAAGUUUCAUGCACUCUUGGAUAAGAGUUCUAUGCCGACAGCUAUGCAGGGAGAGUCAGAUGCACCACAAAGCACCGAGGCUUGCAACAUCCAUCCUGAAGAGUUAAUCAAAUACUUCUGUCCAACCCACCAGUCACUCAACUGCGGACAUUGCCUAGCCAAAGAACAUAGAACAUGUCAUGUUGACAUCAUCUCUGAAAUAUCAAGGGGCUUUAAAGAUCACAAAGAGUAUGCAGACAUCAGCAAAGCAAUUUCCGAAUUGUCUAAAGCUCUACAGCACUGUGCUGAAGAGGUUGAAACCAAAUUGAAUUUAAUAAAAGAGCUGGCUGAAGAUGAAGUUUCAAAUUUACGAGAAUAUCGGGACAAGAUAAACACAUACUUCGAUGACAGAGAAAAUGCCCUUCUUAAGUUCAUUGAGGAAAUGAAAAGUAUCGAUGAAACACGUAUUCACUCCAUUAAACCAAGAUGUGAUGACCUUAAAGCCAAGGUUGACGAAAUGAAAUGCAAACUCGCAGAACAGGAGAGAAACAAUACCCAGUUGUUUAUUGAAGUCAAGAGAGCUCAGAAACAUAUCGAAAUUCUGCAGUCCGGGCUGGAUGACAUAAACAAAGAGAUGACUUUUCAUCGCUACACGCUGCGAAAGGACCCAGCCAUGGAACGAAUGUUGUCAUCAAAAACGGGUCUUGGUACGGUACACGAAGAAGACAAGACCGAUUUGGGACGGUAUCCCCAAGAACAGAAUGAGCCUGAGGCGAUGCAAAAAGAGAACGAGCAUUGGAUUAAUAAACGUCAAAAUGAUAAGGAGAUUUGUAAGACACAAAACGAAGAGAGCAAGCAUCGGGGAUAUGAAUCAUGUCAAAAGCAAAUGGAGGAGAUAUGUGUCAUGUCACAAGCAGAGAGCAAGCAUCGGGGAUAUGAACCAUGUCAAAAGCAAAUGGAGGAGAUAUGUGUUAUGCCACAAGCAGAGAGCAAGCAUCGGGGAUAUGAAUCAUAUCAAAAGCAAAUGGAGGAGAUAUGUGUUAUGCCACAAGCAGAGAGCAAGCAUCGGGGAUAUGAAUCAUAUCAAAAGCAAAUGGAGGAGAUAUGUGUUAUGCUACAAGCAGAGAGCAAGCAUCGGGGAUAUGAAUCAUGUCAAAAGCAAAUGGAGGAAAUAUGUGUUAUGCCACAAGCAGAGAGCAAGCAUCGGGGAUAUGAAUCAUGUCAAAAGCAAAUUGAGGAGAUAUGUAUUAUGCCACAAGCAGAGAGCAAGCAUCGGGGAUAUGAAUCAUAUCAAAAGCAAAUGGAGGAGAUAUGUGUUAUGCCACAAGCAGAGAGCAAGCAUCGGGGAUAUGAAUCAUGUCAAAAGCAAAUGGAGGAGAUAUGUAUUAUGCCACACGCAGCCAGAUCCAAACGACGUAACCGAAUGCGUAAAUUCAAUGGAGAUUAACAGUGAUUCAAAGCAGUUGAUAUGUGGCCAGAGUGUGUUUGUCUCUUUAUGUAUUGACAUGUAUUUCAAAAUUUGAAUCGGAUGCCUGUUAUUGAGCUUUAAGUUAAGCCAUUGAUUAUUCUUCAUUUUGUACGCAUUUAUAAAAAAGACCUUUUUCUGCAACCCUUGUCCUGUUUUUUUUUAUAUUCUGUAAACAUGAUUUAUGUCGAACUCAAAUUUUAUAAUUAUCUAAACAGUCACAUGUGACAACAUAGUAAUAAUAUAAACUUAAUUAAUCCUUUUUAAAUAUGAAUUUAAUGAAGUGUUAUUUAUUUCUAUAUAACACUUCUUUAAUUGUACUUAUUUGUAUAGUAUGAAAUGAAUUUUGUAUGUCUGUCUUUCUAAGAGACCAGGAGCUGUGCAACAGUUUUAUGAUAUAUUGUAUUUUCAGAUGAUGUCUUACAUUGUUUCUUAAAACAAUUUCAGAUUAAAAUUUAGUCUGUAUCCUAAAAAAACAAAUCUAGCUAUUCAAUUUUAGCAUGGACAUGUUUGGUGAGGCUCUUGACAUCUGCAUUAUAUUAUUGUAAUAUAUCAGGCGGCUUCGUACUCUUAUGCACAGUCUCAAUCAAUCUGAUACUGAAACUUUCAUAAUAUACUAAUUAAACACAUACAUAUAUAUAUAUAUAGCAUGUUUAUUUAUUCUGCAAAAUAAAAAUGGUUAUAGUUUUA
Mya arenaria is the source of this 2420-nucleotide messenger RNA. Its product is annotated as tripartite motif-containing protein 45-like. The coding region runs from base 117 to 1712 and encodes 531 amino acids. Lineage: Eukaryota; Metazoa; Mollusca; Bivalvia; Myida; Myidae. The transcript is spliced from 13 exons. The record is from RefSeq and is a predicted model, not a curated record.